CUCUCUUCCUAAAAGCUCCCUGAAGUCCAGGACCAUUUCAUUGUCUUUGUACCCCAGAGACCAGCCCACAGCAUGCAGUGGAGUUUAAUAAGUGCUUGUUAGCUGAUUGAAGAAACUAUCUCCUCUCCCUUGUCCCCUCUCAUUCCCUUCCCUACUCAAGACUCCUAGGGCGGAAACAAGGCAGAGAAGGGCUGAGCUGUGGGUUAUCCCUGGGGUAGAAAGGAAAAGCGCUUCCUGGGGAAAGGAAGGCCUGGGAGACCUUGAGGGGACACUGGCCCAGCUUGUGCCUUGGAGCAGUUUAGGCUCCCGUUAGUUCCCUUGUGAGGGGGCUGUCUUUGACUCCCCCAGACUCUCAGGCCCGCAAGGAAGGGGCACAGAGGACGGCCACCCCACGGCCUGGAGCAGGGAGCACAGAACUCCGGGGUACACACAGGGAUGACCCUAUCAGAGGCACAGGCGCCCGCCCCCUUCCGCUCUCAGCCUGACCUACAUUCCUACACAGGUUGCGGGGGUGGGAGGGGUGUGGGGUGUUAGGGGCUUUGGGAAGACAGUGGUUGCCAUGGUUACCCUUCUCCAACUGGUGCCCACCUCGGAGGUCCAGGAUCAGAGGGGGCUGGUGGUGUUUUCCUGGAAAAUGAGGUCCCCAGCACUUGGCUCCCAAGGCCAGCCCAGGCCCCUGGGCCUCUGCCUCCCGCUGCUGCUGCUGCUGCUGCUUUCAGCCGGCCCCACGGACCCCCAUGCCCUGAAGCCCUCCUUGUCGCCGGUGCUUCAGAACCAGCCCUUCCUGGUGGUGGACCUGGAGCACACCAUCGGUCAAGCAGCUGCCAUGGGAGCCCAGGGUGUGGUGCUCUGGGGGGAGGCCGACUAUGCCAGGAACCAGAGCACCUGCCUGAAGAUGCGCCGGUACCUGCUGAGCCGGCUGGGCCCGUAUGUGCUGAACGUGACCACGGCGGCCACGCUCUGCAGCCGGGCCCAGUGCGGCGGCCACGGACGCUGCCGCCGCCGGGCCCCCGACUCGCCCAGCUACCUGCACCUGGAGCCCGGCACCUUCCAGAUCCGCGUGGCCACGGCGGCCAACCGCACGCGGGCCUCCAUCCAAGGCCACCUGGGGCCCCGGCAGCGGGAGGCCCUGAGCAGGGACUUCAUCUGUCACUGCUACCAGGGCUGGCGGGGGGACGGCUGUCAGGAAAGGAGCCAGGCCGGGGAGGCCCCGUCCCUCUCCCUGCUGCUUCUGGCUGCCAGCCUUGGGGGGCUAUGGGCCUGGACUCCGUGACCCCUGGCCAGAAUUCCCCCCCACUGAAGAACGGUCGCUGCCAUCAGGAGGAAGCAGGACCCGAGAGGACGCCCAAGCUCCCUCUGGCUUACAUUCUGCAUGAGUGACUGCGGGCUGGGCACUUGGCUCCCUGAGGGUCUUGGGCCCAGCAGCCUCCAUCUGGGACGCCUUGGGGCCCUCGCUUCCCUCUGCCUUUUACUAUUAGAGAAGAUCUUGACCUUGGGCCUCAAA
Sarcophilus harrisii (Tasmanian devil) is the source of this 1504-nucleotide messenger RNA. Its product is annotated as hyaluronidase-2-like. Bases 560 to 1273 code for a protein of 237 amino acids. Gene Ontology annotation, molecular function: hyalurononglucosaminidase activity. The record is from RefSeq and is a predicted model, not a curated record. Gene Ontology annotation, biological process: hyaluronan catabolic process; carbohydrate metabolic process. Lineage: Eukaryota; Metazoa; Chordata; Mammalia; Dasyuromorphia; Dasyuridae. The transcript has 4 exons.